Molecule: messenger RNA, 2759 nt
Organism: Hypomesus transpacificus
Lineage: Eukaryota; Metazoa; Chordata; Actinopteri; Osmeriformes; Osmeridae
Gene: pyroxd2
Product: pyridine nucleotide-disulphide oxidoreductase domain 2
Exons: 16
Coding region: 194-1927 (577 amino acids)
Molecular function (GO): oxidoreductase activity
Source: RefSeq, a predicted model, not a curated record
GGUUGGGGUAUUUGGGUUGCAAAGUUGGCUAGCUCGGAGUGGGAGGAUUCUUGUUGGAUUGUAGUGAAUGGGAGGGGGUGCGGAGUUGUGCUAAAUUCAGGCUGGGGUAUUUGGGUUGCAAAGUUGGCUGGCUCGGAGUGGAGCGGGGUAAAAGAAGGGGAGGUAACCAGACGAAAGUUACGUCAAGAUUGCCAUGGCUGUAGCGGGGUGGACAGGCCUGGCCCGACAGGCAGUGACAUCCGUCGGGUACACUACAAGGCGCAGCCAUUCGGCCGUCAAGUCUCAGUACGACGCUGUCAUCAUCGGUGGAGGACACAAUGGAUUGGUAGCGGCAGCCUAUCUGCAGAAGGGGGGGCUGAAGACAGCAGUUCUGGAGCGUAGACAUGUGUUGGGAGGGGCAGCUGUGUCGGAGGAGAUCAUCCCAGGAUACCACUUCUCCAGGUGUUCUUACCUGCUCAGUCUGUUGAGGCCCCACAUCAACAGAGACCUGGAACUCAUGAAACAUGGGCUGAAGGUGUAUAUGAGGGACCCCCAUGCCUUCACCCCCAUGCUGGAGGAGGGGGUGGGGGGAGCCCCCCCUCGGUCUCUGCUUCUGGGGGGAGACCUGGCCAUGAACCAGAGGGAGAUCAGCAAGUUCUCAGAGAAGGACGCCAAGGCUUUCCCAGAGUUUGUGACCCACCUGGAGAAGCUGGCUGGGGCUAUCCAUCCCCUCCUGGACGCCCCCCCUGUGGACAUCCCUGGGAUCAUGGGGGGGUCACUCACCAAAAGGCUGGUUGCCCUCAAGACUCUGAUUCCCAUGGUCAAGUGUGGUAUGAAAUUGGGCAAGAACAUUCCAGACUUCUAUGAGAUUGUAACAGCGCCAAUAAUGAAGAUCCUGAAUCGCUGGUUUGAGUCUGAACCUCUCAGAGCCACCCUGGCCACAGAUGCUGUCAUCGGAGCCAUGACCAGUCCCAGCAACCCUGGCAGUGGAUAUGUGCUGCUGCACCAUGUGAUGGGAGAGCUGGAGAAGGAGAAGGGGGCGUGGGGCUACGUGGAGGGGGGCAUGGGUGGGGUGUCCAAGGCGAUCGCCAGCUCUGCCCACUCCCUGGGAGCAGAUGUCUUCACUGAACAGAGUGUGCAGCAAGUCCUGGUCGGGGCGGAUGGCUCUGCCAGGGGGGUGGUCCUGCAGGACGGCACAGAGGUCCACAGCAAGGUGGUUCUGUCCAACGCCACACCGUACCUCACCUUCAAACACCUGGCUCCUCAGGGGUCCCUGAGCCCAGAGUUUCUCAAAGCUGUGGACCAGAUCGACUACACGUCCCCCGUCACCAAGAUCAACGUGGCGGUGGACAGGCUGCCUAACUUCCUGGCCGCGCCCACCCCUGAUGGCAAGGCGGGCCCCCACCACCAGUGUUCCAUCCAUCUGAACUGUGAGAGUGUGGAGUUGCUAGAGACAGCUUACAAGGAUGGCCUGGAUGGACGACCCUCGUCCAGGCCCAUGCUGGAAAUGACUAUCCCCUCAGUGCUGGAUCCUACUCUGGCGCCCUCUGGCUGCCAUGUGGUGUCUCUGUUCACCCAGUUCACCCCCUACCACCUGGAGGGGGGCCGGGACUGGACGGACCAGGACAGGGAGGACUACGCCGACUCAGUGUUUGGCUGGGUGGAGCAAUACGCCCCUGGUUUCAAAAGCUCCAUCGUGGGCAAAGACAUCCUAACCCCGCCAGACCUGGAGAGAAUCUUUGGACUCACUGGAGGGAAUAUUUUCCAUGGCUCCAUGUCAUUGGACCAGCUGUACCUGGCACGACCUUUGCCCUCUUUCUCUGACUACCGUUCACCAAUCAGAGGGCUGUAUCUUUGUGGCAGUGGCUCCCACCCAGGUGGUGGUGUGAUGGGCUCCUCAGGAUGGAACGCUGCGCAAACUGUCAUGGCCGACCUGCGACGUGGCUGAAACCCUGAACUUUGGAAGAGAGAAAGAGAGAGAGAGAGAGAGAGAGAGAGAGAGAGAGAGAGAGAGAGAAUAUAAUGAGGUGGAUAGAAUAAAGGAUAAAGACAGAAGGCAAUGUCAAUUUGCAUAUUGUUGCCGCAAAGAAAAACAGCCACGUUUAAGUGAAUGUGACAUUCAUACUGAAACAUUUUUUGUGAGAGUGAUCAGAUAUGGAUCUGUGUGUCUCUGGUCUACCCAUCCUGUCUACCUGUCUGUCUACCUAUCUGUCUCCCUGCCUGGCUGUGUGUCUACCUGUCUGUGUGUCUACCUGUCUGUCUGUCCGCCGGUCUGCCUGUCUGUCUGUCUGUCUGCCUGUCUGUCUGCCUGUCUGUCUGCUUGCCUGUCUGUCCUCAGGACACUGCAUAUCUACCAAUAUGUUAGGGUUAGGGUAACCUGGGGUAACCUGCACAUCUGUGGCCUGGCGACAAGCACGAAUACAACAGAUGUAUUCACACUACAUACACAUGAUAGACAAAGACAAAUUAAGUAUUCUUGAAAAGUGAACUUUUUUUACGUAUUUGAAUAAACUAACAUCUUACGAAUGAAAUGUAUGCCUUUAAAAAUAACUGCUAGACACUCCAAUGUUUAAACUAAAAAAUUAUACUCAUAAAACAUUCCUAAAAACAAUGUUUUCAUGUUGAAAUGAAUGAAUCAUGUUCCAGCCAGGACCAGAUGUUCAGUGUUCUCAUUCUACAAGGCUCUUGAAGUGCUUCAUUAAAACCAUGCCCAAAGACUGGCUGAGUGUUUUCCAUUGUCUUAUACAGCUUCAAUAAACAGGAAUGUCUUUCUUCUGCAA